Messenger RNA from Talaromyces proteolyticus, 2014 nucleotides. RefSeq names its product putative MFS multidrug transporter. The record is from RefSeq and is a predicted model, not a curated record. Gene Ontology annotation, molecular function: transmembrane transporter activity. Lineage: Eukaryota; Fungi; Ascomycota; Eurotiomycetes; Eurotiales; Trichocomaceae. The transcript has a single exon. Bases 171 to 1832 code for a protein of 553 amino acids. Gene Ontology annotation, biological process: transmembrane transport.
GUCCUGCCCGAGAACAGUUGACUAUUGCUCUACUGGGUUGAGCCCGUUUGCACUCAGAUUGAUUGAGUUCCCGUUUUUAUCCCUCAACAUGAUUGUAGCACACUCGAACAAUCAACAACCACCUCCAAAACUAGAUAGAGAGUGAGACUACAUCCAGCUUAUUUUCCACUAUGAUGCCAUUGGACAAUAGCUCGAACGAGAAGGAACAGGGCUGGAAUACGCCCAACAACACAGAGCACCUGCAGUCAUCGCAGCUCGAAAAUGAUGACACAGCCGCCUCACACAACGCAGCCGGUGAUAACGACGCAGUCUACCCAACUGGACUAAAGCUUGCCAUCAUCGUCAUUGGCCUGGAGCUGGCUGUACUUUGCGUCGCCCUCGAUAACACUAUCAUCACCACGGCCAUUCCGCGAAUAUCAGAUCAGUUCCAUGCUCUUUCCGAUGUGGGUUGGUAUGGUUCUGCCUAUCUGCUCACGGUCUCGGCCUUCCAGCUCUUCUUCGGUCGCAUGUACAGUAUCUUCAAUAUCAAGCGAGUCUUCCUUCUCAGCCUCUUCCUCUUUGAAGUGGGCUCUCUGCUCUGCGGUGUCGCCCCGAACUCCACCGCUUUCAUUAUCGGCCGCGCUAUCGCCGGCUUGGGCUCCGCUGGACUAUUUUCUGGUUGCAUGGUCAUUGUCACCGUUAGCACCUCAUUAGAAAGACGUCCAUUCUUCAGCAGCAUGUUAAUGGCCAUGUACGGGAUCGCCAGUGCAAUUGGCCCGCUGCUGGGUGGCGUCUUUACUGAUAAAGUCACCUGGCGCUGGUGCUUUUACAUCAACCUUCCUCUUGGUGGCAUCACCGCCGCUGCUAUUAUAGCCUUCUUCAAGGCGCCACCCGCAGUAUUGCAAGAAUCCAAGACGUGGCUUAAGAGCAUUGCUCGCUUCGACCCUAUCGGUACCCUCCUUUUCAUGCCGUGCAUCAUUAGUCUUUUUCUCGCGCUGCAGUGGGGUGGUACGACGUACGAUUGGAGCAAUGGGCGAAUUAUCGCCCUUUUCGUUGCUUUUGGUGUUUUGUUAAUUGCUUUCUUCGCUGUGCAAGUCUGGGUUGGUGAUAAUGCCACCCUUCCGCUUCGCAUCAUUACACAGCGCAGCAUCGCCAGCGGCAGCUUCUACUCCAUGUGCGUCGGAGCCUCCUUUUUUGUCACUGGUUAUUAUAUCCCUAUCUGGUUUCAAGCUAUUCGUAAUGCGUCGGCCGUGCACUCAGGUAUCGACUUAUUGCCUCUGAUGCUUGCCAUGACCAUCACUACCCUCGCCUCCGGCGCAAUUGUCUCCAUCUGGGGCUAUUAUACCCCUCUUAUGUACGCUCUGGUUGUGGUCGGUCCAGUCGGUGCUGGUCUGCUAACCACCUGGACCGUCGAUGUCUCCGCGGCCAAGUGGAUUGGCUACCAGGUGAUUUUUGGUGUUGGUAUCGGCCUGGGCAUGCAGCAGAGCUUUAUCGCCUGUCAAGCCAUUUUACCUCUCCCGGAUAUCCCUAUUGGAACCUCCGUAGUGGUAUUCUCACAGAUGUUUGGCGGCUCGCUGUUCAUCAGCGUUGCUCAGAAUACCUUUACCAACCAUCUCGUUUCCGGCCUGGCAGACAUACCUGGUGUCGAUGCGGCACAGGUCCUCCAUACAGGUGCUACUGAGAUCAGUAGCCUUAUCAAGGAUCCGAAUAUGCUGCGUACUGUUCAGAUUGUCUACAACGACGCUUUAACUAAAACAUUUUUGGUUGCGCUUAUCAUGAUUUGUCUGUCCGCGUUAGGUGCAGUUGGUAUGGAGUGGAAAAGUGUGAGGAAUAAAAGGUCUGAAGCGACUUAGACAGACAGGCUAUUUUGCAAGUGCACUUUCUCGAUAGUUACUAUCAUCGCUACAGGCUUAAUCCCAUGCCUUGCGGAUAGAGGCAUUGUUCUUUUCGUAAAUGUUUUUCUUAUCCAAAACACUUGUCCCACUUCUGUUUCUGAUUUCUUACACGUUUAAUGUAGCAUAUUACACAAACUAAU